Mauremys reevesii (Reeves's turtle) is the source of this 385-nucleotide messenger RNA. RefSeq names its product putative adhesion G protein-coupled receptor E4P. Gene Ontology annotation, molecular function: G protein-coupled receptor activity. The transcript is spliced from 4 exons. The coding region runs from base 1 to 348 and encodes 115 amino acids. Gene Ontology annotation, biological process: adenylate cyclase-activating G protein-coupled receptor signaling pathway; cell surface receptor signaling pathway. Gene Ontology annotation, cellular component: membrane. Lineage: Eukaryota; Metazoa; Chordata; Testudines; Geoemydidae. The record is from RefSeq and is a predicted model, not a curated record.
AUGGAGGUGGUGUGUGCUGUCAUUGCUGGCCUUCUACACUAUCUCUUCCUGGCCUGCUUCAGCUGGAUGUUACUAGAGGGGCUGCACCUCUUCCUCACCGUCAGGAACCUGAAGGUCGUGAAUUACACCAGUGCCAGCCAGUUCAAGAAGAGAUUCAUGUACCCGUUUGGCUAUGGAUUCCCAGCCCUGGUGGUGGCUAUUUCUGCAGCGGUGAAUCCUGGUGGCUACGGAACUUCCAAACACUGCUGGCUCACAAUAGAGGGAGGCUUCAUCUGGAGUUUCCUUGGACCGGUCUGCCUUAUUAUUGUGAUGAAUUUAACAUUUUUAUCACAACCCUCUGGAUCCUGAGAGACAAAAUCUCCUCCCUCAAUGCAGAUGUCUCCAC